CGCCAACCGCUGGUGCCUAACAACUUCGGAUCAUUCAAAUAAAAGACUACAUGAUACCGGAGGUCGGGUCAAACCUGGAUCAAUUGGAACUGCGGUGGAAGGAGGUCCUUUCGAGAUAGCUUAGCAGGGCGCCACUUCGCUAUGGCGUCCUCUCAGAUUUCGAUAUCCCCAAAGCCAUGGAGUAUGGCCCAAGACACUCCGCCCUUGGCUCAAUGUCAUAAGAUAUGGGACCCCCGAGCUGCUCGCUUUUCCCCAUGCUUUCUCCCAUUUAUUACAGCACUGCCGGCAAUUCUGGGCGCUCUGAUAUUGCUAGCCUACUCUUUUCAAAUUUUAGAUGCCUAUCGACCGAGAUGGACGAAGCCAUUCGUCGAGGAAGAAAAAGAGAGCCCGGACGAACUUGCCCCCACCUUCUCUCAACGACCACUAUCCGCGCCCUAUGGGUUACUCCUCGUAUCAAUGAUUGGCCUCACGUUGCAGAUAGUCACUAUAUUCGUCCCAUAUGUCCAACUUACUGCUAUCUACCCCACCAUUGCCUGGGCGAUCGCUAUUGGUAUCAUUGUCGUUGACCGUCCCAGAUCAGCGCCGCUCUCUUUGCUGAUACUGUUCACCGGACUUCUUCUAGCACAGCUAGUUGUGCUUUCUCACACCCAAGCCUCGUUAGCUGCGAAAGACAUACCACUGGUCUUAGCACCAGCGGCAGCUCUAUUCGGCAUAUUUGUCAUCUUAAACAUGCCUCUCCGCGAUUCAAGUCUGCCGAAUGACGAAAUCAGUCCGGUUUAUACUGCGCCGACGGUCAAGCUACGAACUCCUGAAGACAACUUGACUCCGUGGCAAUACAUGACCGUUUCCUGGAUGGCUCCGCUGAUACGAAAGGGAAUCACAAGGAAGAUGGACGAUGAGGACGUCUGGGAUCUAGGAUACGAGUUCAAGCACGCCAGACUUCACGGCGCAUUUCGGACAUUGCAGGGUUCCGUGACAAGAAGACUUCUCCAAGCCAAUGGAAUGGAUCUGAUACGCACCACGGCACUCGCGCUGGUUCAGUUAAUUUCAACGCUUUUAACGCCUGUAUUACUGCAGCAGCUCCUAGCGUCGAUGAAGGAUCCAGAAUCUCGUAACGCUACUAUCACCUACGCAUUGCUUUCCCUAGUCCUUCGAAUGCUCUCCACUCAGUGCAGCGUAUUCAAUCUGUGGUACCAGCGAAGGGCUUACGAACGAUCAAGGGGCGAAAUGAUCACCAUGCUCUACGAAAAGACGUUGAACAGGAAGAUCCUCGGUGCCAAACAGGAGCCGAAAGAAGAAGAGCAAGCUAACGGCCAAGCGGAAAAUGACACGAACGAACAUACGAACGGCGACGUCAACGGCUCGGCGCCGCCAACCAAAGGCCGACCUAAAGGCUUUCGAGUACUUUUGAAGAAGCUGUAUGCAUUGGCCCCCUCGCUCUUCAUGAUAAAUGCAAAAAAAGAAGCCAGGAAGCAGGACGCCGCAUCCAUGGGCAAGAUUCUGAAUUUGAUGCGAAACGACGUCUACGAAGUGUCACAGAGAUUUUGGGAAUUCUCCGACAUUAUCACCAAACCGACUGGUGCUAUCUUUGCUAUCCUUCUAAUCUGGAGGAUGCUCGGCUGGUCCUGCCUGCUCGGUGUGCUCGCACUCGUGGCCACGCAAUCCAUCAAUGUGCUCAUUGCACGUUAUGAGGUCUACUUCGAAAAGAAGCGCAGAGUGGCGACCGACGAGAAGCUGCAGCGGACGAACCAAUUCAUUGAAUCGAUUCGACACCUCCGCUGGUAUGGUUGGCAAGAAGCGUGGUUGGAAGGCAUCCUCGAAUCCCGCCAGAAAGAGCUACAUCUCCGUGUCGUACAGAUCAUCUUCAACACCAGUUUAGCAUUCAUUCUACGAUUUGGCUCGGGUCUUUUCCCCGCAGUAGCCUUUUACGCGUUUACCAAGCUGGCUGGCAAGCCACUGCACGUUGAUCUUAUCUUCCCGGCUAUUGAUCUCUUCCACCUCCUGGAGUCAUACCUGCGAGCGCUACCACAGCUGAUUACGACGCUCCUAAAUGCUUAUGUUGCUAUGGGCCGCAUUGAGGACUUCAUGAAGGAGCCGGAUAAGGAGGAAACGGACGUGGUUCCAGAAGGGACCGCGGAGCUUAGCCUGCAGGAUGCAUCUUUUGCAUGGCCUGGUGUGGAUAAGAACGUAUUGGAGGACAUCACCCUAUCCUUUCCACCUGGUCUCACGAUCAUCUACGGAGAAGUUGCUUCCGGCAAAACUGCCCUAUUGCAAGCUCUUCUGGGAGAAUUGGACAGGACGGACGGGGAAUUUAUUCGCCCUGACGAAGUUAUCGGAUAUUGUGCCCAGACACCUUGGCUGCAGAGCAUGAGUAUUCGCGAUAACAUCCUGUUCUCCUACCCGUACGAGGAAGCCCGCUACAAGCAAGUCCUAGAUGCUUGUGCCCUAGUUCCCGACAUGGCUGAGUUCAAACAUGGCGAUCUUUCCAAUAUUGGCGAGAACGGUAUCGGGCUAUCUGGCGGUCAGAAGGCUCGAGUAGCACUCGCUAGAGCCGUCUACAGCAAGUCUAAAGUGCUCUUCCUAGACGAUCCUUUAUCAGCGCUUGACCAUCAAACCGCUGAGUACAUCGUACAGAAGCUGCUCGCGGGCCCGCUCCUCGCAGGAAGAACGACAGUACUAGUCACCCAUCGCACGGAGCUCUGCCAUGGCCUCGCGAAGCAGUGGGUCGAGCUCAACAAGGGCAGGGCUACAAUUCACGAACCACAUCCCGACGAAGAAAAUGCACUCAAGCGUGCCCAGACGCAGGAAUCAAUUUCAGAAGAAGAAGCCAAAAAGCGAGAAGAGGAGCAAGCAGCAGCCAUUCCAGACAAAUUCAUCGAAGACGAGCACCGUGCGACGGGCGCCGUGAAACUGCGCGUCUACUGGCGCUACAUCAAAGCUGGGACCCUAUACUGGUGGGCCAUCUCCAUUGUUGUUAUGGCCGGUUUCCGGGUGGUCGACAUCGCCGAGACGUGGUUUAUCAAAGCCUGGGGUGAGGGCUAUGACUUCGACGACCCGAGAGGAAUGUUCCACUUCUUGCCUCCGCCCGCGCAGGACGUUAUACCUUGGCUUGUCACGUUCUUCCUCUUCGUGACAGGCACAGCUGUUCUCUUCUGGUGGACGAACCUCAUCAUGUUCGGCGUCGGCUACCAUGCCGCAAAGAACAUCUUCAAGGAAGCAGUGACUCGGGUCGCGCAUGCUACGUUUCGCUUCUACGACGUCACGCCUGUUGGGCGAUUGAUGAAUAGACUUACUUCGGAUAUGAAUACGAUAGACGGGCAUCUCAGCAUGAUGUUCACCAUCUUUGCUUGGACAAUCAUUGGAUGGGUAUCCAGCAUUGUCGUCAUCCUAGCCUCAGCUCCUGCAUUUCUGGCUUUUGGCCUUGUCCUCUGCGCUGGUUUUGUCUACAAUUUCUACCGCUUCCUGCCGACUUCGCAGACUUUGAGACGCUUAGAGAUGGUAUCCCUCUCCCCUUUAAUGUCCAACUUCGGCGCCCUCGUCGAAGGCCUCACCACUGUCCGCGCCUUCUCCGCACAGCCCCGCUUCCAAGCCCGCGUUAUCGAAGUCGUCGACAACUUCCAGAAGAACGACCAUUUCUACUGGUCGCUGCAAGCCUGGCUCUCCUUCCGCUUCUCUUCCCUCUCUGCUAGCGCUACCCUUGUCAUGACGCUCAUCGCGAUAUACAUGGGUAUCACGCCUGGCCUUACAGCCUUCGUGCUCGUUACCGCGAGUAGGUUUGUUAUGCACACGGACAACAUGUGCAGGAUUUACGGACAGUUGGAAAUGGACUUUACGAGCGUGGAGCGCGUAGUUGAGCUAUUGGAUCUGGAAACUGAAGCACCAGGUGUCGUUGAUCCGCCUGCUUACUGGCCCACAUACUCCGGCGACAUCGUCUUCGAAGACGUAACCCUGCGUUACGCACCGAACCUCGAGCCCGCCCUUCAAAACAUCUCCCUGCGCAUACCCGCGGGUAGCCACACCGCAGUCAUCGGACGCACGGGGUCCGGAAAAUCGACGCUAGUGCUCUCCCUCCUGGCUACCAUCACGCCUGAGAGCGGACGGAUACUGAUCGACGGCGUUGAUAUUUCGACGGUGAACAAGCAAGCCCUCCGCAACCGCGUAACCUUCCUCGCCCAAGAACCCGUCCUCUUCCCCGGCAGCAUGCGGAAGAAUCUCGACCCGCUCUCCGAAUACAGCGACGCCGCCUGCGAAGCCGUGCUCUCCAAAAUCGCCGGCAACCACAACUGGACGCUGUCCACCACCAUCGAAGGCGGCGGCAAAGGCCUCUCGCAAGGUCAGCGGCAGCUCGUCGGUCUCGCGCGCGCUAUGCUUCGUCGCUCGCCGGUGCUCAUCAUGGACGAAGCGACCGCGAGUAUCGAUUUCGAGACCGCGCAGAGGAUUCAAAGUGUGCUGAGAGAGGAGAUGAGGGAGAGCACCGUGAUUACGAUUGCGCAUCGGUUAGAGGCGGUGAGGAAUGCAGAGUAUUGCGUUGUGCUGGGCAAGGGAAAGGUGGUGAGGAGUGGGAGGGCGAGUGAUAUGUUGAGGGAGGGGAGUGAGUUAAGGGGGAUGUUGGCGCAGUAGAGGAGGGGCAGAGACAAAAACAAGAUUGACCAGGCGUUGGUUUCAAGGCGUUUUGGGAGACAUCGCGCCGCGUUUAUUGGAAAGGCGUCCUAGGAAAACAUUGGUUUGGCGUGCGAGGUACAUUAUAUACGUAUGAGGGUCCGUCUCUUUGUAUAUGCUUGUCUAGCUAUGCAGAUGCAACGCAAUGCUCAUGCAAACCACGCGC
This is a messenger RNA of Trematosphaeria pertusa, 4825 nucleotides long. RefSeq names its product ABC bile acid transporter-like protein. The transcript has 5 exons. Gene Ontology annotation, molecular function: ATP binding; ABC-type peptide transporter activity; ATP hydrolysis activity. Gene Ontology annotation, cellular component: fungal-type vacuole; membrane. The coding region runs from base 142 to 4620 and encodes 1492 amino acids. The record is from RefSeq and is a predicted model, not a curated record. Lineage: Eukaryota; Fungi; Ascomycota; Dothideomycetes; Pleosporales; Trematosphaeriaceae. Gene Ontology annotation, biological process: transmembrane transport.